UCGCUCCUAAAAUUACUAUUUGUGGGAUAUUUUAUUCAAACGACUGAUCCAAUUUUUUUUUCCUUUAAUUCACCCACAAAUCUCACUUCUCUCCUUCGAUUCCCACUUUUUCCUGAAUCCGACAUCAAAUCUGCACAAAAUCCUGAUUCGAUUUGACAUCGUUUUUGUAAUAACCGAAGUUUUGAUCGUCGCCCAUUGAUUUUAAUUUAAAUUAACCCCAAAAGAAAAAAAAAAAAAAACAGGUAUAAGAAAUGGAGCUGAAGGGAAAUUUCUUGCCGCAGUUUGAUGUUCGGGAGCCGCAAACGACCUUCGUUCCUUAUGUCAAGCACGAUUAUCUACCUGUUGUCGGAGUUUUUACUAGGGAGACACUCCCUGCUCAUUACUACAGAGGGAAGAAUCUUGAAGUUCAUUGCAAUAACGGCCAGAGUAUCCGAAAUUUACCUCUCCCAAAGAACGAGAGUUCAAAGCUGCCCGAACUCGCCUUUGACCGACUGCAGUUGACUGACAAAGAAUGCACCGGAUUGCAAAGACGAAAGUUUGGUCGUUUUGUUGCUCGUCAGGCAAUACUGGAUGAAGAAUAUUGGACAGCAGCAUGGCUCAGAGCAGAAGCCCAUUGGGAACCCUUGUCUUAUAUGAGGCAUGUUGAGAGUCAUAAAAGAAAGUAUGCUGAAGAGGAAUUCUAUUGUUUGAAGCGAAGGUGUUUUGCGCAGGAGGGAAAUUCAUUGAACUGCUUUUGUUUUGUUGCAAUUAAAAAGGAAGAUAAAAAUGUUAGAAGAACGGUACUUAACAGUAUAGUGGGAACGUUAGACUUAAGUAUCAGGCAAUUCAUGCAAGGGGAAAUAUUUCCCGGGGAAAUAAAGAGAGUGUCCGCGGUUUUGGCGAGUCAAGAGCCCUUUAAUACACAUAAAUACGCAUAUAUUGCAAAUGUUUGUGUCGCAAAGUUUGCUCGACGACAGGGUAUCGCUUCAAACAUGUUGUACCUAGCUACCGAUGCAGCUAUGAUGGCAGGGGUGACGCAGCUCUUUGUUCAUGUUAACGCAGACAAUAAUCCUGCCCAGGAUCUGUACAAAAAAACUGGCUUUAAGGUUGUCGAGGCGGCUUCGUUUCCACUUAGGAAAGACCAGAGGAUACUGAUGGCCAUGGAACUGUAAUUUAUGCCACUGUUAAUAUUAAUAGCCUCGUGUAUAAUUUCGAAAAAUACAUAUAUAUAUUAAACUUGUAUAUAUUCGUUAAACACACACAAAUUGCUGGUUUGUGUAUGUCUGUAUUAUGUUCAAAAUAUGAUUGGGAUGUAAAUUGUCCAGAAAAAGUUGGCAUAGUGUUUAGUCAGGAAUUUAACAUUAUAAAUUAGGGUUUGCAUAUGCUGUAUUGAGAAUCAGCUUUUAUUGAUUCUAUCAAUGUUGUAAUAAUUGUGAGCAUUUUUCAUUUUCAUGCAAUAUGACUCUUUUUUAUUU
Erythranthe guttata (spotted monkey flower) is the source of this 1454-nucleotide messenger RNA. RefSeq names its product GCN5-related N-acetyltransferase 6, chloroplastic. The record is from RefSeq and is a predicted model, not a curated record. Gene Ontology annotation, molecular function: acyltransferase activity, transferring groups other than amino-acyl groups. NCBI's taxonomy places the organism in Eukaryota, Viridiplantae, Streptophyta, Magnoliopsida, Lamiales, Phrymaceae.